AUGUCCUACAGUCCGCCUGAAAAGCGGCGAUGUGUGUUUAAUCAUAAGAAGAAUACAGAUGAUACUGAUGAUGCUUUAUUACUGUCGCAAGUGAUGGAUAAUGAAGAUUGGAUAUACCCCACUCAACUCGACAGAGCAUCAGUGUCAUUAUUAAAAGAAAACAAAAGAUCACGCGAACCAGUAAAUACACUAAGCCUCCAUGACGAUGUAUAUGAAAUUACAGAUGAGGUUAACAGGUUGAGAAAUCAGCUUGGUGAUUCACUUGAUGAAAAUCAAAUGUUAACAUAUAAAAUUAGAAAUUUAAGCCGAGAAAAUGCAGUACUGCAGGAAAACUUGAUUCGGAUACAUCAAACUUUUGAAAAAAAGAUCCUUGAACAGAGAAGUGAUUUCGAAAAAGCUGAAAGAAGUAUGCGGAACAUAAUUGUCCAUCAGGAGCAAGAUUUAAAAACCAAGGACUUUAGAGAUCGAUUGAAUCAGUUAUCAUUAGCAGAAAGUUGUUCUUCUGAGAUUAAUAAGAGUAAUGUUGGAGAAAGUCAGUGCUCACCUUCAAUUCGGCUUAAGAAAGUUACUCUUCCGAAUUUUCAGCGGCACCAACAUUUUCCCAGAAAUUGGUUCAGUAAUGCUCCUGCAUUACGGAAAAUUUUUGAUCAUCGCAAAUCCAUCAGUGAUACUUUUCAAGUCAUUGAUAGUCAGGAGAAAUGCGAGUUAUUAUUAUUUUUUGGAAAACUUUCAUCAAUUAUUUCUUGA
Thelazia callipaeda (thelaziosis nematode) is the source of this 747-nucleotide messenger RNA. The record is from the annotation of a GenBank genome assembly. NCBI's taxonomy places the organism in Eukaryota, Metazoa, Nematoda, Chromadorea, Rhabditida, Thelaziidae.